AUGGUCCGCAACGCAGAGCCGGAUACAAUCCGCAUCCUCGUGGCCACCGACAACCACGUCGGCUACGAGGAGCGCGACCCCAUCCGCAAGGACGACAGCUGGCGCACCUUUGACGAGAUCAUGAACCUGGCCCGCACCGAGGACGUCGACAUGGUCCUCCUCGGCGGCGACCUCUUCCACGACAACAAGCCGUCCCGCAAAGCCAUGUACCAGGUCAUGCGCAGCCUGCGCCAGAACUGCCUGGGCAUGAAGCCCUGCGAGCUCGAAUUUCUGAGCGACGCCGCCGAGAUCUUCGAGGGCGCCGUCGGGCAUGUCAACUACGAGGACCCGGACAUCAACAUUUCCAUCCCCGUCUUCUCCAUCCACGGCAACCACGACGACCCCAGCGGCGACGGCCACUACUGCUCGCUCGACCUGCUGCAGGUGGCCGGGUUUGUCAACUACUUUGGCCGCGUGCCCGAGGCCGACAACAUCAAGGUGAAGCCCGUGCUGCUCCAGAAGGGCGCCACCAAGCUGGCCCUCUUUGGCACGGGCAAUGUCCGCGACGAGCGCAUGUUCCGCACGUUCCGCGACCACAAGGUCACCUUCUUCCGGCCCAGCCAGCAGGCCGCCGACUUCUUCAAUCUCAUGGUCGUCCACCAGAACCACCACGCGCACACGGCCACGAGCUACCUGCCGGAAAACUUUUUGCCCGACUGGCUCGACCUGGUGGUCUGGGGCCACGAGCACGAGUGCCUGAUCGAUCCGCAGAAGAACCCCGAGACGGGGUUCCACGUCAUGCAGCCCGGCUCGUCCGUGGCGACGUCGCUUGUGCCCGGCGAGGCCGUGGCCAAGCACGUGGCCAUUGUCAGCGUGACGGGCAAGGAGUUUACCGUCGACAAGAUCCCGCUCAAGACGGUGCGGCCGUUUGUCACGCGCGAGCUUGUGCUGGCCCAGGAGAAGCGGUUCAAGGACCUGGCCAAGAAGCGCGACAACCGUGCCGAGCUGACACGCCGACUGAUGCUGGUCGUCGAGGAAAUGAUUGAGGAGGCCCGUGCGGAGUACAUGGCGCUGCACGACAACGGCCGGGCCGACGCGAACGACGUGAACGACAACGGCAACCGCAACGACGAUGGCGACGGCGACGACGACGAUGAAACGCCAUUGCCUCUCAUCCGCCUCAAGGUCGAAUACACCGCGCCCGAGGGCGGGAAUUUCGAUUGCGAGAACCCGCAGCGGUUCUCCAACCGGUUUGCCGGCAAAGUCGCCAACGUCAACGACGUCAUCUACUUCCACCGGCGCAAGACCACGGCGGGGCAGACCAAAGCCGGGACUGCUGCGUUGCCGGGCGGUGUGCGCGACGCCGCGGCCGGCGUCGAUUUCAACGCCAUCAAGGUCGAGGCUCUCGUGGACGAGUACCUGGCCGCGCAGUCCCUCAAGAUAUUGCCGCAGGGCGAGUUUGGCGACGCCGUCAACCAGUUUGUCAACAAGGACGACAAGCACGCCAUGGACACCUUUGUGGCGGGCUCGCUGGCCAACCAGCUGAAGGAUCUGCUGGCCCUCGGCGCCGAAGACGAAGAGCUCGACACGGCCAUUGAGCGGCUGCGCGACGAGCGCGAGCGGCAGUUCCAGGCGGGGCUGGUCAAGCAGCGGCACAAGCGCCUGUACAAGCCGAAGCCGGAUGACUGGGACUCGGACAUGGAGGGCCACUGGGAGCAGCACCCGGGCGCACUGCUGGAUCCUGCAGAAUCAGCGUUGUCGACACCGGCGCCAGUGCCGACACCGGCGUCCCAUGCGCGGUCCCAACUGGACGCAGUGCGGGCACGCGCAGGGCCGAGCAGAAGCAUUGACGAGGACCUCAUGAUGGACGACUUUGACAGCAUGGCCCCGGUUGCCGUGACAAAGACGACGGCAGCGAAGCGGACAACAAAAUCCGCAGCGGCGAGCUCAUCUCGAGCCAAAGCAACGACGUCAACACGACGAGCCCCGGCUGCCAAACGCAGCGCUUCGGGCCGCAAAAAGGGACCAUUUGAAGACUCUGAGUCGGAAGAGGACGACGUCGUGAUGGACGACGACGACGAUGUCGACGAAGAAGAAGAGGCCGACGAGAUUGAGGACGACGGGAUGGAGGAGCCUGCACCACCACCCACGCGCCGCGGCCGGGCAGCGCCCGCCAGAGCGCCUGCCAGGGGUGCGGCAGCAGCCAAAUCUGCAACAAGCAAAGCUGCUGCUGCUGCCGCGAAACCGGCGACCGGUCGGCUGCGGCAGACCACGCUGCAACUGUCACAGUCCCAGGCGCCGGCACCGUCCCAACGGCCACGAGCAGCGGCCGCGGCCACGACUACAAGACGCAAACGGGCAGCGGUCCAGGAAAUCAGUGCGGACGAGAUCUCGGACGAUAGCGACGACUUUGAGCCACCGCCGACCACACGGACAACGCGGAGGCGGUAG
Sporothrix brasiliensis 5110 is the source of this 2430-nucleotide messenger RNA. RefSeq names its product double-strand break repair protein MRE11. The record is from RefSeq and is a predicted model, not a curated record. Gene Ontology annotation, biological process: mitochondrial double-strand break repair via homologous recombination; mitotic intra-S DNA damage checkpoint signaling; mitotic G2 DNA damage checkpoint signaling. Gene Ontology annotation, molecular function: manganese ion binding; 3'-5'-DNA exonuclease activity; DNA endonuclease activity. The coding region runs from base 1 to 2430 and encodes 809 amino acids. The transcript is spliced from 2 exons. Lineage: Eukaryota; Fungi; Ascomycota; Sordariomycetes; Ophiostomatales; Ophiostomataceae. Gene Ontology annotation, cellular component: nucleus; Mre11 complex.